AGGUGUGUCGCUUUGCUUCCUCAGGCCGCCGGUGGCACGAUGGGCUGAGUCACGCCUGCCCACAGCUGCUGGUGUCCGCGCCCCGGGCACCGAGGUCUGGGACCGACCCUGGCGAGGACGGCCCUCCGCCCUUGGAGGAAAUGGCUGAGCAGCCUCGGCAGCAGCAGAGGAAAACUUCCUUCCUCUUGAUCCAGCUGCAGGCCCCCCCUGCCCAGGCUCCCCCCGCCCCGGCUCCAGCCGCAGCCGCCGGCACCGCAGCCCCAGGGGGGCCGGAGGAGGGACACAUUUUCCCAAGUCCCCGGGCAGCCUUCUUGGCAGAGCAGGACGUCGGCCGUGCACAGGGGCUGGCGGCUCCUCCCUGGCUGCUGCUGCCCACGGAAGGCCGGGGGGCAGAGGAACCAGCUGCUUUCGCUCACUCGGCCCCGAAGGGGAAGGAGAAGCAGGGGCAGGAAAAGCCCCAGGAUCUGGAUCUAAUUGGAGCCCCACGUCGCAGGCCUUGCCAGGCCCCUGCCUCCAGGAAAGUUGGCCGGCUGCGGUCCCUGCCAUGCAGUCUUCCUAGCCCAGCGCUGGCCAUGAGCGAUGGAAGCAGCGGUCCCUCCGUCGGCGGGAAGCACUGGCCGGGCAUCGCUGGUCCCCAGGACCUGUGGGGUAUGGACCAUCAGUCUGGAGAUGCCCUGGGAUGUGCAAUUCCACAAGCUGCCCUGGCCCAUGCUGCUGACAGGGGAGAAAGGGCCGCCCCGAGAACAGGGGCUGCAUUCCGCCAGGUACUGCCGAAGAGUUGUGAGGAGGACACAGGUACUGCCCUGCGGGCACAGAGGGCACGGCUCUGCAGAUUCCGCCCACCCGUUCAGACCUGCGAGAGCUGCCCGGCCCCGCCUGCCGCUCUGCCCCUCAAGGCAGAGACAUUUGUUUGGGUUAACAAUGCAUCAGCACAUUCCCAGAGUGUUGCCAAGGCCAAAUAUGAAUUUUUAUUUGGUACAUCUGAAGAGAAAACUCUGGAUAUUAGUGAUCAUGGGGGAAGCACCUUACUCCCACAGAAUGUUACGAAUGAAUUUCCAGAAUAUGGGACCAUGGAGGAAAGUGGAGAAGGUCUGCAGGCUUCCCUCGAGUUUGAUGUGGAGUCUCCGCCAUGCUGCCCACCAGGACAGCAGGGGAACCCGCUUCUGGCUGGCCACCACUCUGGGCUCAACAGUGUUACAGAAGGACCAAAAGAUGUCAGAGAGGCCCCAUCUCAAAGUCACCUCAAGGAACAAAGUUUACAAUCCAUUGACUCUUUGAUUUCAGCUCUGAAAGCCACAGAAACCAGAAUAGCUUCAGGGACAUUGCAGGCUACAAAGGUACUGGACAGAGACUCUGGUUCUCGUUUUUCAGUCCAGCAGGUAGAAAAAGAGCUGGACAUUGCCAGUUGUAAAACACAGGGAGCAAACAAACUAAUCCUUGCUGGCCAAGAAAAAUCACCGGAAAUACCUCUUUCAGCUGCAGUAACAACUGAGGAAAGUUUUUAUUUGAGCAUCCAACAGGAUCUGACAGCACUGCUCACUGGAGGAACUCAGCCAGAGCUUUCCCAGUUAGCUAAUAGUGGGAGAACAGGGGCUCUGUGUCUGCAGGAGCCCAUUUGUCCAGUGUCAGCCCACACCUCUGUGGGCAGUGGUGGAUUUUUGAGGGAGAGGAGGUUUGAUCUGGAGAGAGAGCUUCCUCGGGGAUGUGAUCGAGGCAGCUCCACAGGACGUCCAGGCCGGACCAAACAUGUGGAAUUUCAAGGGGUGGAGAUACUGUGGGCAGGAGAAAAGAGCGAGGCAAGGCAUCCGGUAGAUUUUGUGACAUCGUUGGAAAGGACAGUUUGUCCUGAAAGCAAUGAAUUUUCCCAUGUGCCAAGCCAUCUUGGUUCAUCUGCUGGUUUAUGUAAUUCAGUUGGUUUAAUUGAGAGUGUUUGGGAUGAAAACUGGAAAGAUCCCUUACAGAGGCCUGGCACCAGCUCAGAGACAUUUGCCCCUGUGCCUUUUAUGGACAGUGGAGAGGAUGAAGUCUUCCUGAAGGAAAACAAACAACAUCUUGAGAAAAAACCUGAACUGGAGACCGUCAGGGAAAGGAUUCCUGAGCUAGAGGAGUCCAUCAGGGUUGGAGAAGAUGAUGUCUCGGGGCCUGGGUAUGCAGAGGAUUCCACUGAUGUGUACAGCUCCCAGUUUGAAACCAUUCUGGACAACACUUCUUUAUACUACAGUGCCGAGUCGUUGGAGACAUUGUACUCAGAGCCCGAGAGCUAUUUUAGCUUUGAAAUGCCCCUCACUCCGAUGAUUCAGCAGCGCAUUAAAGAAGCUGGUCAGUUUUUGGAGAGGACAUCAGGGGGAGGACAGCACGAUGUCCUCAGUGUCACCGCAGAUGGUGGAAUUGUGAUGGGCUCCUCGAGUGGGAUCACCAAUGGCCUGGGUGACACCUGUGACUCCAUCUACACAAAGGGUACCCCUGAGAUCGCUUUCUGGGGAAGCAAUGCUGGAGUGAAAAAGACACUGCUAGAGACUCAUUCUGAAAUGGGGAGCAAUGAAAUUCUGGAAAAGGAGACCCCUGAAAGUCUCAGUAAUGGUACCAACAGCAACAUGGAAGCAGCCAAAAGGUUGGCCAAACGCCUUUAUCAACUAGACCGAUUCAAAAGAUCAGAUGUUGCGAAGCACCUGGGCAAGAACAAUGAAUUUAGCAAACUAGUUGCAGAAGAAUAUCUGAAGUUUUUUGAUUUUACAGGAAUGACGCUGGAUCAGUCUCUCAGGCAUUUCUUUAAGGCAUUUUCUCUUGUGGGAGAAACUCAAGAACGAGAAAGAGUUUUAAUACACUUCUCCAAAAGAUAUUUUUAUUGUAACCCAGAUACCAUUUCUUCACAAGAUGGAGUCCAUUGCCUCACCUGUGCUAUGAUGUUGCUGAACACCGAUCUACACGGCCAUAAUAUUGGAAAGAAGAUGACCUGCCAAGAGUUCAUUGCAAAUCUUCAAGGGGUAAAUGAGGGUGGUGAUUUCUCCAAGGAUCUGCUGAAGGCUCUGUACAACUCAAUCAAGAAUGAGAAGCUUGAAUGGGCAGUAGAUGAUGAAGAGAAAAAAAAAUCUCUCUCAGAAGGGACCGACGAGAAGGCUAAUGGGACCCAUCCAAAGACCCUCAGUCGUAUUGGGAGUACCACCAACCCGUUCUUGGACAUUCCUCACGAUCCAAAUGCUGCUGUGUAUAAAAGUGGAUUCUUGGCUCGGAAAAUCCAUGCAGAUAUGGAUGGAAAGAAGACUCCAAGAGGAAAGCGAGGAUGGAAAACCUUUUAUGCUGUGCUGAAGGGAACAGUUCUUUACUUGCAAAAGGAUGAAUAUAAACCAGAAAAGGCCCUGUCUGAAGAGGACUUGAAAAAUGCAGUCAGCGUGCACCAUGCCCUGGCAUCCAAGGCCACAGACUACGAGAAGAAGCCGAAUGUGCUUAAACUUAAAACUGCUGACUGGAGAGUUCUGCUUUUUCAAGCCCAGAGUCCAGAAGAAAUGCAAGGAUGGAUAGACAAAAUUAAUUGUGUUGCAGCUGUAUUUUCUGCACCACCAUUUCCAGCAGCCAUUGGGUCUCAGAAGAAGUUUAGCCGUCCCCUUCUGCCUGCCACUACAACAAAAUUAUCUCAGGAGGAACAGCUGAAAUCUCAUGAAAGCAAGCUGAAGCAGAUUACCACCGAGCUGGCCGAGCAUCGCUCGUAUCCCCCCGACAAGAAAGUGAAAGCCAAGGAGAUAGAUGAAUACAAACUGAAGGAUCACUAUCUGGAGUUUGAGAAAACACGUUAUGAAAUGUAUGUCAGCAUUCUAAAAGCAGGAGGCAAGGAGCUCCUGAGUGACAGUGAGAGGGAAGGAGCUGGACUGAAGAAGUCUCACUCAAGUCCUUCACUGAACCCAGAUUCAUCUCCUGUCACUGCCAAGGUCAAGCGUAAUGUGUCGGAGAGGAAGGACCACCGACCAGAAACACAAAGCAUUAAGCAAAAAGUUACUUAGAGUCCUCUGCAGCCAGGAAUUGCUGGUCAUGGAGCAAAUUAGGGGUUCUCAAGAUCUUUCUGGUAAUCUGUGGAUAUAUUAAAAAAAAAAAUUCUGUCACUUAAUGGUGCAUUAGUAACCUUUCCUAUUGUACAUUUCAGUUUCUUUACAGAUUGUCUCUUUGCUCUUGAUUUCUUUGCUUUGAUGAAUUUUGCUACUUGAUAACUAAUGCACCUUUUUGUGAGGGGGAGAGGAUCAUGAUUUCAGAAUGAAUUAUGUAUCCCUUCUCCUUUGGUUUUCUCUUGUUUACACUCUGCUCAGUUGUUUUAUGUACUCUCAAAUCAGCCAUUACACUUUUUUUUUAAGGUUAAAAAAAUGUAGUCCUUCGUGGAAGACUUAACUGGACAAACAUUGUAGCUUAGUAAAUUCUAGCCAGAGCUAAUAUAAGCCUGUGUACAUGAAAUCUUGCCCAGUCACAGAAGUGGAAUUGACCAUUCACUGAAGUUCAAGUAAGAAUUCCGGUGCUGGGAAUGAAGAUUUCCCAACGUGAUGCAGCUGUGCCGGCAUCUUAGCACUUAACUGUCGAGUUCUGACCCUGCCAGAAGCAGGGAGAGGGGGCAUGAAGAUUGCAGGACUGGAGAACUUGGAGAAGCACGUUAGCUUGCUCAAAGUGUCGAUUCCGUUUCAGCCAAGCCAGAGAAAGAGGAAAUGGAGGCAUUUUGCCAUUGAAUGUUGAGGAAAGGUUGACACCAAGUUCAUUUUGUUUCCUCAAGGGUAGUGGCAAUAAUAGCUCUUGGGUUGCUGCAGCGGUAGCCAUGUGUUUGGUCAAUAGGAAAUUGUUACCUCAGCCUCACAGUAUCUAGACUAGGAACCCAGAAUCAUCUCUGUCUUCAAGACCCUUCCAUCCAGGACUAGGUUCUUUUUUGCUCUACAUAUAUCUAUAUAUAGGCAUGGGAUUAUCUCCCGGCUGUAUGAGAAUUUAGAGUCUUCCUUCCUAACAAAAUAAGGUUGAAAAUGGAACCCCUUUUGUUCUUCCCUUAAGUUGAGACAAAGUAAGGGGGGAGAAAAGUAGCUGUGGUUGUGCACCACUGGAACAUUGGCUCUUUAAAAUACGUCUGAAAGUAAUGAAUAGUCUGAAUGAAUUUGGUGGAAAACCAGGAAUUUGCUGUUUACAUAUGCAAAUUUACUUAUUUUAUUCUUUACUCAAUCCUAGAUAGCCCCUUCACUCUGCUACUAUUGAACCCUAAAAAUAAAUACUUUAUCUCUUUUAAAUCAUUUAGUUCUACCUACUGAAAAUAGUUCUUUUAACCUUACAGUCACGGGCUUGUUCCAGUGACGAUCCCUUUGAUAUUCAGGGGUGAUACACAGAACGUUCUCUUGGAGAGGAAGUGCAAGUUCAGCCCACUGUGACUUAAACUUUCUGAUAUCCAAACCUUGAAACUCUAUAAUCCUUAAAGCUAUAAUCUCCACAAAUGGCACAACUUCAGAACCGAUGGAAUCACUUUUCUAUUCUGUAGAAAUUUGCUCUAGUUCUUCUACUCAGUUUAUUAGUUGAAGGUACUAUGACCAAAGAAUCAGCUGCUCAGUGUGAAUAGCGUGGUUCCAGGGAAUUAGAGAAAACCACGGUCGUUCCUCAAGUGGUAGAGUCUAUUGUUAUGAUUUAACAGCAUUUAGUUAUAGGAUUAUUUAUUAAUAUUUAAUUUCUUCAUCUACAUAAAUGCCCUUAUUUGCUUGGUGCCCAGAGAAGAGUAACCUCUUUCUCUCUUAGGUUGUAGCUCCUUGCUUUGUGAUAAAGUGUUUGCCAUACCUUCGGAAAACUCUCUAUUUUGUUUAGCUCGAGUCAGUGACGGAAUUUAUGUUUCAAGACCGAGUAACAAACAGGGACCUUACUGAUAUGGCCCGUGUACCUGAUUCAUUUUUGCAGCUUCUGACUGCAUCUGAGGUUUCCACAAGGGAGUCAGCUUUCUUCCUAGAAUUAUCAGCCUGCUCUCAGCCCCGAUAUUUAUCCUAAGCAGAGGGGAGAGACGUACCUAGACCGUAUCAUCUAUGAGCUUCAGUAAUUGAAGAAAAAUAAAUAUCCCUGAUUGGGCUUGAAUAGGUUUGCCCACAGUCUGUGUGCGUGUGUCUAUAUGUAUAGUAUGUUUAUGUGCAUUUUACUUAAAGGAUAUAAUAUGUAUGGAAUGGUACUUUGCCACAGUAUUUCUGACAUUUAGAUGAAUCCUGAAAAACUUGGUUAGCAUCAGCAGCACUAAAGCAUUGUUCCUGUUACGUCCAUGUUAUGUCCGUGAACUUCUGGGUGUGCUAAUAGAUAGUUGGAUGAGAAGGACACGUUUGAAGCUACUGUCUGCUGUGUUUGCUUAGUUUAUCUUCAAAAACAACUUGAGAGGCUUCUUCUGUGAGCUGGGACCCCUCACCCCAGCAUGAUGUUGUCCAUCUGUAGGUGAUGUCUUCCCUGAUGUCUCUGGAAGGUUACAGUCUGUUGGUGCACAUGGCAAGCCAGGAGCUUAUCCUGUGUGAGGAAAUGGCCUUCUCCGAUUUGACUAGAUGCUGAGAGUCUGGCCCAUAGUAGUCUGUGUUUUUUGCUGUGGUAAAUUCUUUCCUAUGGUGUCUGCCCAGAAGAAAUCGAAGACAUUUCCAUUCAGAGCUCCUUCCAGCCUGCUGCCUAAUUCACGGUACAGAGGAGCUCCCCUGCUCCUCCUUUCCUUUGAAGGUACUCCCUGCUCUCAACCAUGCCUCACCCCCACCUCAGCACCCAGGAGCCUUGGGUUUCUCCCCAUGUGGUAAACCUUUAUUCCUCUUGAUGUAAAUACACUUACUCUUAGUUUUUAGUAUUGGAAAUCUUGAUAGUCAUCAAAGUACCUUGGAGACAGCCUUGUUGGAAAAUUGACCAAAAGAGUGGCCCAUAUGUAGAAUGUUUGUUUCAGGGCUUGUUUCCCAACCUGGCAUGCUGACUUUUACAAUGGGGUGUCGGGAAUUCCUUGUUAGCAGUCAAACCAAAAUUGUUAGCAUAGAGAGCCCUUGCAUUGUUGCCAGGCCAUAGGUAUCAUUGUUGGUGAGCUUUUGGUAAAUUAUUUUGUUAGCUCUUAGCAUUGUCUAAUUAAACCAAGAAAUACUUCUGUACAUGUUAAUUAAUCUCAGUAAAAACAACAUAUGGGAGAGUCCUCUGGUAGAAAUGUGGUUCCUAGAUUAUCUGUAAUCUUUUAUUUUACUCUGAGAUAGAGAGGAUAGGAAGCAACUGCACCAUUUACAAGACGUUCUUUGUUUCUCGGACUGUUAUCCUAAUCCAGAAGACAAGGACUGUUUCCUAGUUAGAAGUGACAUGAGGGAAUUCAUUCUGAAAAAGGAAAAUCUGUCUGGCUUUCCACGGCCAAAUUAGGAUUAGUGUCUUAAAUUUAUAUUCUACCCUGUGGCCAAACCACAGAUCUUCUGAGGUCUGGGGAGGAAGCUCUUGGCUAUCUAAGCACAAAGUUACAGAUCGUUUUCUGCUGUCCCUUGCCUAUUGCUCUAUCAUAUAAAUAUCAAGAGAAGAUGCUCUUAGGUAGGGCAGAGGGCUCUUUUGGCCAUUGAGCUGUACCUCUUCUCUGCCCUUUUCCCUAAUCCUAGACAAAUGGAAGAAAACUGGCCUUGAGGAAGUUUCUCCAUUGUCUUACUGUCGAGAUCUUCUGAGUUGAGAUGGUUGCUGGUAGAAUUUGAAAUCCUUUGGCAUUUUCCCUUGUAGUCAUGAGUUAAGCCAGGUUGGUAGGCCCCUUCCUUAACUUCAGCACUGAGCUAUCCCCUUCAUUUCUCACAUGACAGAAUUGUAAACUAGCACUUAAAACAAUGAAUCAAAGUGUUUGAGGAAUGCUUAAAAGUUUAGUUUAUGAAUCAUAGUGCUACUUUGGGCUUAAUAGUAUCUGCUUUUCUUACAAAGCAUUCUUACAGAAAAAGAUCAGUCAGCUUUAUAGGCAGAUGAGGUUCUGGGCCUACCUUGCUCCAAAACUUUCUGGCUGUCCCUUCUCCCACACCAGACUACUUCUCUGCCCAAGGUCAGCAGAUGUCUCCCCACCCGUCUUUUGGCAUCUUGCACCAUCAAGUCAUCCAGAGGACUUUAGAAACCAAUAGUUCAUCACCAGAUAAUCUCAACAAGUGAGAGAGGGGUGCCUUGUUACUGUUUCUCUCAGAUUCCUUUUCAAUCUCUCACUCUUAAAAAAAGGACUGAAGUCCAAGGUCAGUCUCCUUUGUACCUACAAUAUCCAAAACCCAGUGCGCAGCCUUCUGCCCAGGACAACAGAUGGCCCAUUGCAUGCAGAGAGAAUGUCUUCACAGAGAGAAUGUCAGUAAAUACUUGAGCAUGCAUGACAGUUUGUUGACUUGAAUGCAACAGCAAGAAAAUAUUGCAAGUUAAGUGAUUGUAUAUAUGAUAGGGCUCCUUUAGUCUCUUUGGCUCAUUCUUCGUAAUUUAUGUGUGUAUGUGUAAUAUUGCAGGCUUUUGGAGAAUAUUCAUACAGAUAGUAUGUCAGACAUCAAAGAAAAUGCUUUCUGUCACCUGCCAAUGGUGUAUUUGUGGAUAUUUAUAGUUGUAUGUAUGUAUAUGCAUCAAUGUGUAGAUUGUAUAUCAAUAUAUAUGGUACGUGUACAUCAAAAUUAUUUGUGUCUUAACCAAUGUGAUAUGAAAAGCAAGUAAAAACCUCAUAGGAUUGAUUAUAUAAUGCAGUUGUUGAUAGUAUAUAUAGUGGUAUUGUUUUAUUAAACUUCAAUUCAAAUAAUAUUUUGAUUAAAUUUUUAAUAAGAUUUUAUGCUAAAAACUCCAUUCUUCGAGCUUUGAAAUCAUCAGGGCAAAAAUGACUUUGAACUAACUUUGUGAAACUAUUGCAGUGUACUAUGUACAGUACCAAGGGGGUAGUUUAUUGUUAUUUGGAAAUACUGAAAAAAGAAAAAAGACAAAAAAAAAAAAGAAAAACAGGCAACCUGUGCAGUCUUUGCAACUUUAGUAAUAAGAGCACUUAAAACACAAAGU
Molecule: messenger RNA, 8970 nt
Organism: Choloepus didactylus (southern two-toed sloth)
Lineage: Eukaryota; Metazoa; Chordata; Mammalia; Pilosa; Megalonychidae
Gene: PSD3
Product: pleckstrin and Sec7 domain containing 3
Exons: 16
Coding region: 141-3995 (1284 amino acids)
Biological process (GO): regulation of ARF protein signal transduction
Molecular function (GO): protein binding; phospholipid binding; guanyl-nucleotide exchange factor activity
Source: RefSeq, a predicted model, not a curated record